Molecule: messenger RNA, 678 nt
Organism: Penicillium bovifimosum
Lineage: Eukaryota; Fungi; Ascomycota; Eurotiomycetes; Eurotiales; Aspergillaceae
Product: lysoplasmalogenase
Exons: 1
Coding region: 1-678 (225 amino acids)
Cellular component (GO): membrane
Source: RefSeq, a predicted model, not a curated record
AUGCUCUCUUCAGUCGCUUUCAUUAGCAGCCCAUUGCUCUUACCAUCCACAGAGUGGUCCGACUAUCGCUGUCUCAUCACGAUCGGCUUGGGCUUCUCCAUGCUAGGCGACUUUUUCCUCAUUCCUUCGCGACGUGAAUUCCAUGGCUUGGACAGCAAGAUCCCAACACCCGGCAAACCGGAAGUGCAGGAGAAAAUAUCCAUAUCCUUUCAACUCGGCAUCGUUGCCUUCGCGGUGGCUCAUAUAGCCUACACUAUAGCUUUCCUGCAGGAUUCCCGCGAGACUUCUUUUGUGACUUUUGCCGCCACGUUUAUAGGGACUCUGGGCGUCGCGAAUUGGAUGGGUGUCAUAUAUCCCCGACCUCAUUCCUCACUCCGCACCAACGUACUGGACCUCGGUAUUGCUCCGGAUAUGAAGCCGUUGGUUGCUGUUUAUGCCGUUAUCAUUGGCACAAUGUUUGCUGCCGCUACUUCUACGUCCCCGUUGGUCGUUCCGACCGACUGGUGGCACUCGCGAGCCCUGGGAGCUGCGAUGUUUGUUUUAAGCGACCUUUUCGUUGCGAAGAAUGCGUUCGGGAGAUCUUCUGUGCCGAAAAGCCGUGGGUGGCUCGAGAUCUUCGUGGGCUAUGCGCUAUAUUUCUGGGCCCAAAUGGUGAUUGCCGGGACAGUGCAAGCUUAA